Molecule: messenger RNA, 3912 nt
Organism: Coffea arabica (coffee)
Lineage: Eukaryota; Viridiplantae; Streptophyta; Magnoliopsida; Gentianales; Rubiaceae
Source: RefSeq, a predicted model, not a curated record
AUGAGGCAGAGGAGUCUGUACUACGCUCGCAUGGAUAUUAAACAUCUCAAGCUGAAAGCAAUAUACCUCCAGGUUCCUUCAUCUUCAUCAUCAGAGGUGGUGCAGGGCUUCAACAUUGGCUGCACAGGAAGAGUUUUCCGGCGAGAAAUGAGGCUUCGAGGCGGCGACCCCGCCAGGGGUCGUCUGUUGCUAGUGGCAUUGGCCAUUUUGGGUGUUUCAGUGGUGGUCUCAGCAGACCCUUAUGAGCACAAGUCUUCUCCACCACCACCAUAUGAGUACAAGUCUCCACCACCACCCUCACCUUCACCUCCACCAUAUGAAUAUAAGUCUCCUCCCCCACCACCAUAUGAGUACAAGUCUCCACCACCACCCUCUCCUUCACCACCACCAUAUGAGUACAAGUCUCCUCCCCCACCACCAUAUGAGUACAAGUCUCCACCACCACCCUCACCUUCACCUGCACCGUAUGAAUACAAGUCUCCUCCCCCACCACCAUAUGAAUAUAAAUCUCCUCCCCCACCACCAUAUGAGUACAAGUCUCCACCACCACCCUCUCCUUCACCUGCACCAUAUGAAUACAAGUCUCCUCCACCACCACCAUAUGAAUAUAAGUCUCCUCCCCCACCACCAUAUGAGUACAAGUCUCCACCACCACCCUCUCCUUCACCUCCACCAUAUGAGUACAAGUCUCCUCCCCCACCACCAUAUGAGUACAAGUCUCCACCACCACCCUCACCUUCACCUGCACCGUAUGAAUACAAGUCUCCUCCCCCACCACCAUAUGAAUAUAAGUCUCCUCCACCACCCUCUCCUUCACCUGCACCAUAUGAAUACAAGUCUCCUCCACCACCACCAUAUGAAUAUAAGUCUCCUCCUCCACCUUCACCCUCUCCACCACCACCAUAUGAGUACAAGUCUCCACCACCACCCUCUCCUUCACCUGCACCAUAUAAAUACAAAGUCUCCUCCCCACCACCAUAUGAGUACAAGUCUCCACCACCACCCUCUCCUUCACCUGCACCAUAUAAAUACAAGUCUCCUCCCCCACCACCAUAUGAGUACAAGUCUCCACCACCACCCUCUCCUUCACCUGCACCAUAUAAAUACAAGUCUCCUCCACCACCACCAUAUGAAUAUAAGUCUCCUCCUCCACCUUCACCCUCUCCACCACCACCAUAUGAGUACAAGUCUCCACCACCACCCUCUCCUUCACCUGCACCAUAUAAAUACAAGUCUCCUCCACCACCACCAUAUGAAUAUAAGUCUCCUCCUCCACCUUCACCCUCUCCACUACCACCAUAUGAGUACAAGUCUCCACCACCACCCUCUCCUUCACCUGCACCAUAUGAGUACAAGUCUCCUCCCCCACCACCAUAUGAGUACAAGUCUCCACCACCACCCUCACCUUCACCUGCACCGUAUGAAUACAAGUCUCCUCCCCCACCACCAUAUGAAUAUAAGUCUCCACCACCGCCCUCUCCUUCACCUGCACCAUAUGAAUACAAGUCUCCUCCACCACCACCAAUGAAGCCUCCACAUCCACCAUACUACUAUAAUUCUCCACCACCACCAGUGAAGCCUCCACAUCCGCCAUACUACUAUAAUUCUCCGCCACCACCAGUUAAGCCACCACAUCCACCAUACUACUACACUUCUCCUCCACCACCACCAAUGAAGCCUCCACAUCCACCAUACUACUAUAAUUCUCCACCACCGCCAAUGAAGCCUCCACAUCCGCCAUACUACUAUAAUUCUCCACCACCACCAGUUAAGCCACCACAUCCACCAUACUACUACACUUCUCCUCCACCACCACCAAUGAAGCCUCCACAUCCACCAUACUACUAUAAUUCUCCACCACCGCCAAUGAAGCCUCCACAUCCGCCAUACUACUAUAAUUCUCCACCACCGCCCUCUCCUUCACCUGCACCAUAUGAAUACAAGUCUCCUCCACCACCACCAAUGAAGCCUCCACAUCCACCAUACUACUAUAAUUCUCCACCACCACCAGUGAAGCCUCCACAUCCGCCAUACUACUAUAAUUCUCCACCACCACCAGUGAAGCCUCCACAUCCACCAUACUACUACACUUCUCCACCACCACCAGUUCCUUACCACCCCCACCCCCACCACCCCAUGCUCGUUAAGGUAGUUGGAAAAGUUUACUGCUACAGAUGCUACGACUGGGACUACCCAAAGAAAUCCCAUGACAAGAAACAUCUCAAAGGAGCUGUAGUAGAGGUUACGUGCAAGGUUGGUGACAAGAAGAUUGUGGCAUAUGGAAAAACUAAGAUUAAUGGAAAGUACAGCAUCACACUUGAAGGGUUUGAUUAUGGCAAAUAUGGAGCUAAGGCAUGCAUGGCUAAGCUGCACAUGGCGCCAAAGGAUUCCAAAUGCAACAUUCCAACCAAUCUCCACUGGGGCAAAACGGGUGCUGAACUCAGAGUCAAGUCCAAGACUGACUAUGAAGUCGUGCUCUACGCAAAACCAUUUGCUUAUGCUCCCAAGACUCCUUAUGAGGAAUGUGAGAAGCCCAAGCCAACUCCUGCUCCUUACCACUACAUAUCUCCUCCGCCACCAACUUAUGUCUAUAAAUCACCACCACCUCCACCACCAACUUACCUAUACAAGUCACCGCCACCACCAGUGAAACCUCCACCAAAGCCGUAUUAUUACGUCUCCCCACCACCACCAACUUAUGUCUAUAAAUCACCACCACCUCCACCACCAACUUACCUAUACAAGUCACCGCCACCACCGGUGAAACCUCCGCCAAAGCCGUAUCAUUACGUCUCCCCACCACCACCUACUGUAUCUCCACCGCAUUAUUACUACACAUCACCACCACCACCGGUGAAACCUCCGCCAAAGCCGUAUCAUUACAUCUCCCCACCACCACCGGAGAAAUCUCCACCACCACCCUAUCCUUACAUCUCCCCGCCACCGCCGGAGAAAUCUCCACCACCACCCUAUCCUUACAUCUCCCCACCACCGCCGGAGAAAUCUCCACCACCGCCCUAUCCUUACAUCUCCCCGCCACCGCCGGAGAAAUCUCCACCACCACCCUAUCCUUACAUCUCCCCGCCACCGCCGGAGAAAUCUCCACCACCACCCUAUCCUUACAUCUCCCCGCCACCGCCGGAGAAAUCUCCACCACCACCCUAUCCUUACAUCUCCCCACCACCGCCGGAGAAAUCUCCACCACCACCUUAUCCUUACAUCUCCCCGCCACCGCCGGAGAAAUCUCCACCACCACCCUAUCCUUACAUCUCCCCGCCACCGCCGGAGAAAUCUCCACCACCACCUUAUCCUUACAUCUCCCCACCACCGCCGGAGAAAUCUCCACCACCUCCAUACCACUACACCUCACCUCCCCCACCCGAAAAAUCACCUCCUCCACCAGUCUACACUUAUGCUUCUCCCCCACCCCCAACUCACUACUGAGCUCCAACAGCUCCGCCACUUUCCACCUUCAAGAAAAUUUCCAUUUCAACCAAAGAAUAAAGGAAGGCUUCUUGAGAAGAAGAUACAGACGUCAAAUAUCCUUGAAGGACAUUACAUUCCUCAAUAAGGUCUUCAUCAUGAAAUGCAUAGGCACAAAACUUUCUGACAUGGACCAGUUUGCUUCUACUUCUCUGGUGGCCCUCUUACACAUAAUCAUCAUCCUAGCGCCUUCAAAGUGGACAAGUGGCUAGCCUCAAAUGUUUAUUUAUUUGGACAUAGUGAGAUUAGUCAGCGAGAAUGGAGGGGGUUUUAGAGUUGUUCAUUAUAAUUUAUUACCUGUAUAGAGGAUGCAUGGCCUUCUUGUGAGAUUGAUAUUUAUAUUUAUUACUCGGGUGUUUCUUUAAUUUUCUUGUGUAUUGUGCCCUCAACAAUUGUUAGCAAUAAAAGAAUUGAUAUUUAUAUUAAUUA